Molecule: messenger RNA, 195 nt
Organism: Prunus armeniaca (apricot)
Lineage: Eukaryota; Viridiplantae; Streptophyta; Magnoliopsida; Rosales; Rosaceae
Source: the annotation of a GenBank genome assembly
AUGGGCGAAGGCAAAAGCCAAGAUGUGGCCUAUGUAUCAAGACCCCGCCCCGCAAACGGGAAUGUUGUCCCAACUUUCAAGGUGCCGAACACAAAAGCGGGCCAAUGGUAUAGAAGAAGAGACCUAAAACUCCUAUCGAUACCCUUGAGCAAACGAGAAGGGCUUAAAGGCAAUAUGCCAUCACUUGCAAGGUGA